Messenger RNA from Vollenhovia emeryi, 2026 nucleotides. Its product is annotated as asparagine synthetase domain-containing protein 1. Bases 16 to 1884 code for a protein of 622 amino acids. Gene Ontology annotation, molecular function: asparagine synthase (glutamine-hydrolyzing) activity. The record is from RefSeq and is a predicted model, not a curated record. NCBI's taxonomy places the organism in Eukaryota, Metazoa, Arthropoda, Insecta, Hymenoptera, Formicidae. The transcript is spliced from 5 exons.
AUAUUAUAUCGAUAGAUGGCAUUACGAGUGGCCCACAAAAACAUGGCUGACGACAAAAUCCCCACCAGUGCUUCACCCCCGCGUCAACAAGCUGAUCUUAACCUCCGUGAGGUUACUCCUGCCGGCAUUAGCAAAUUAGCAUCGGUUUCAUUGAACAGUACAAUGUGUGGAAUAUUUUGCUCCAUACAUCAACCCGAACAAGAUUCUGAAUCCACGAGACAGUGGAAUAUUUGCAAGGAUACAAUAGCUGCACGAGGGCCUGAUUAUUUCAUGGAGAAACGUUUGACAUUGAGUCGUCACUGGCACGGGCAUUUUGCUGCCGCGGUCUUGUGGAUGCAAGGACCUAGGGUAACGACGCAGCCAAGUGUCGACGAUAAUGAAAACUUGUUACUAUGGAACGGCGAUCUUUUCUCGGGUUGCUUGGCGAAAGACGACGUUUGCGAUACAAGUGUCAUAGCGGCUGAAUUGCAAUCUACUAUGGACGUUAUGUCUGUGCUCCGCAAGAUCAGAGGCCCUUAUUCUUUAGUAUACUAUCAAAAGUCAAGCAAUACGUUAUACUUUGGACGAGAUGUCAUCGGACGGCACAGUUUGCUCUUGAAAGUGGAUAACAAUUUGUUGACUUUAGCAUCGGUGGCCAACAAAAAGCUGAAAGGGGUUGUAGAAGUGCCAGCUAUAGGUAUCUUUGCGAUGAAUUUAAACACGCCACAAAUCAAUUUAGCAUGUUACCCGUGGAGAGAGCCAGACUUGAUGUUCACCGAUAUUAUCGAAGUAUUGGAGACAAAUUUAAUGGUCGAUAUCGACAUCAAAGAGACUAUAUUCGACGCUCGUACGCCAACGAAUUUGCAUCUGCAUCCUCAGCCGAGAGACGUGGAAUACCUUGAAAAUGCGCCGCUCGGUAAAGAUUAUAACGAGGUAUUGCGAUAUCUGUUGGAAAAUGAAGAGGUAGACGAGAGAGUCGACCGUCUGACGGAACUGCUGCAUCACUCUGUCAAAGUCCGAGUAAGGAAGAAACCCAAUUAUUGCAAGAGCUGCACGAGAGUCGUGCUAAGCGGGUCGAGUGUUGCUUGCGCUCACGCCAAGAUUGGCGUAUUGUUCUCCGGUGGCCUAGACUCGGCAAUCUUGGCAGCGAUAGCCGACAAGUACGUGCCAGAGGACGAGAGCGUCGAUCUCAUUAACGUCGCGUUCGAAAAGGGGAAUGUAACGCCAAAGUAUGACGUGCCGGAUCGGAAGACCGGGCGGCAAACGUAUUCCGAAUUGUUGCGGAUUUGCCCCAGUAGGAAAUGGAAUCUUGUAGAAUGUAAUGUCAGCCAAGCGGAACUGCAGCUGUAUCGUGCGUCGCGAAUCUGCGAUCUGCUGCAUCCCUUACGGACAAUCAUGGACGAGAGUCUAGGGUGUGCCAUGUGGUUCGCGAGUCGAGCGAAAGGUGUUCUCUACCCGAUGAACCAGGCAUACGAGUCGCCGUGCAGGAUAUUGCUCUUAGGCAUAGGUGCGGACGAACUGUUUGGCGGAUACAUGAGACAUAGAACCAUACUGCGGCAUAGAGGAUGGGACGCGCUGGUACAAGAAUUAAGUGUCGAAUUGGCCAGGAUUUCCGAGAGAAAUUUAGGUCGGGACGACCGGAUCGUUUCCGACCAUGGCAAACAAUCCCGUUUGCCGUAUCUGGACGAGAAUCUGGUCAAGUAUGCGCAGCGUAUGAAGCCAUGGGAGAGGUGCUAUCCGACUGAGAAAAUGCCAAGUGGACUGGGAGACAAGUUACUGUUGCGUUUGCUAGCCUACAAGAUUGGUUUUCAGUCUACGGCAAACUUUCCUAAGAGAGCCUUCCAGUUUGGCUCGCGAAUUGCAAAUGGUAAAGAAAAUGCCAGUGAUGUAUCCAAUAGAUUGUAAGAGACGAGAAUCGACAUUCAGCCUAUAUCUGCCAUAUGUAAGAUGUGCAGCUUGUCGUCGACAUAUUAAUACCAAUAUGAAUGUAACGAGCGUUGUAAGCUCUUUGAAAACUUACAACAAGAGAAAUAUAACUUGCUCUCGA